Molecule: messenger RNA, 1732 nt
Organism: Callorhinchus milii (elephant shark)
Lineage: Eukaryota; Metazoa; Chordata; Chondrichthyes; Chimaeriformes; Callorhinchidae
Gene: naxe
Product: NAD(P)HX epimerase
Exons: 6
Coding region: 118-840 (240 amino acids)
Cellular component (GO): mitochondrion
Molecular function (GO): NAD(P)HX epimerase activity
Source: RefSeq, a predicted model, not a curated record
GUGCCGGGGCUGGGACUGGGAGCCCGGGCGGUGCUGGGUCUGGGGGCGCUGCUGUGCUCGCGGUCCGUGGUUCAGGGGGGCAGCGGCGCCUGGCGCUGGGGGCCGGGGCUCAGAGCCAUGCAGUGCGCGGCCCAGAGGCCGCUCCGCUACCUCGGGCAGGAGGAGGCACAAGCCAUCGACCAGGAGCUGUUCGAGGAGUAUAAAUUCAGUGUGGAUCAGUUAAUGGAGCUGGCGGGCCUCAGCUGUGCCAGUGCCGUGGCGAAGACUUAUCCACCGAACAGUCUCCUCAGGCAGCCGGCCACCAUCCUGGUUUUGUGUGGCCCUGGGAACAAUGGCGGAGAUGGCCUGGUGUGUGCUCGACACCUCAAACUCUUUGGUUACGAGCCGGUGAUUUUUUAUCCCAAACGGCCAAGUAAGGCGCUCUUUCAGUCACUGACCAUCCAGUGUGAGAAGAUGGACAUCCCUUUCCUCACACAGCUGCCUGCAGAGGCUUCGGUGAUUGAUGAGCUUUAUAACCUUGUUGUGGAUGCGAUCUUUGGCUUCAGUUUUCGGGGUGAGGUGCGAGAGCCGUUUGCCUCUGUCAUCAGCACCCUGGAGAAGGUGACAGUGCCCAUCGCCAGUGUGGACAUCCCCUCAGGCUGGGAUGUGGAGAAGGGGAGCAUCACUGGGAUCCAGCCCGACCUGCUCGUGUCUCUCACGGCUCCUAAGAAAUCUGCACGGUAUUUCCGAGGUCGUUAUCAUUACUUGGGUGGCCGCUUCGUGCCACCGGCACUGGACAAGAAAUACGACCUGAAUUUACCGCAAUUCCCGGGCACUGAGUGUGUCCACCAGCUGCUCUAAGUCCCCAUGGCUGUCGCCAAGAGGGCUUUGGAGAGGGGAGCUUUCCUCUGUCUCUAAUCUAACUCUGGAGUGUGGACAGAGAAUGUAGAGGGAGCUUUACUAUGUUUCUAAUCCUGACCUGGGAGUGUGGACAGAUGAUGUAGAGGGAGCUUUACUGUGUUUCUAACCCUGACCUGGGAGUGUGGACGGAUAGUGUAGAGAGAGCUUUACUCUGGCUCCACCCCGACCCAGGAGUUUGGACAGACAAUGUGGAGGGAGCUUUAUUCUGUCUCCAACCCUGAUCUGUGAGUAUGGACAGACAGUAUGGAGGGAGUUUUAAUGUGUCUCUAACCCGGGAGUAUGGACGGACAGUGCAGAUAGAGCUUUACUCUGACCCAGGAAUGUGGACAGACAUGGUCAAGGGAGUUUUACUCUGUCUCUAACCCUGACCUGGGAGUAUGGAUGGACAGUGUAGAGGGAGCUUUCUUCUGUCUCUAUCCCUGACUCAUGAGUGUGGACGGACAGCGUGGAGUGAGUUUUACUCUGUCUCUAACCCAGGAGUAUGGAUGGACAGUGCAGAGGGAGCUUCACUCUGUCUCUAACCCUGACCUGGGAGUUUGGACUGAACUGUGUGACAGUAACACUUUGUGAUAACACCAACCACUUCAACCUCAAAGUUACUGUGUGUCACAACAUCCACUUCAACGUCAUUGUCACUGUGAAUUGGCAGUCACCUUGAGUUGCACCAACCAAACAUUCACUGUCACACCAAUCUCUCAGACGAAUCAAUAUCAUUCAAUGUCUAGUCGACCACAUAUUCACAGGUAAACUUUUAAAUGUAUUCAAGAAACAGGUUGUGGGAUUCCGAAGCAGUGCAAAGAAUAAAUUUAAAACAAUUUAUUGUUUAAUCUGA